Molecule: messenger RNA, 6564 nt
Organism: Daphnia magna
Lineage: Eukaryota; Metazoa; Arthropoda; Branchiopoda; Diplostraca; Daphniidae
Gene: NfI
Product: nuclear factor 1 A-type
Exons: 13
Coding region: 900-3494 (864 amino acids)
Biological process (GO): regulation of transcription by RNA polymerase II
Cellular component (GO): nucleus
Molecular function (GO): RNA polymerase II cis-regulatory region sequence-specific DNA binding; DNA-binding transcription factor activity, RNA polymerase II-specific
Source: RefSeq, a predicted model, not a curated record
CUCAAGAGAGCGAGCGGUAGCGUGAGCCGAGCUCAGUGUGUUGUUGUUGUGUGUCCGUGACGGCCGCUCGAAUCUUUUCGGUCCUCCCUUUUUCCCCCCUUUUUCAACCCCUGGUUAUUAUUAUUUAUUUUCAUUUUUUUUUUCCAUUCUGUUGUCCUCUCUUUUUAUUCGGCGUGUGUGCGAGCAUCGGGAGCAAAAAAAAACCAAAACAAUUCACUGAUUUUCAAUUUUGGGUUUCCAUUUUUUGCACGAAACCCUUUGGUGUUUGCACAGCCAAUUUCUGCUUCCCCCUUUUCGUGUGGACUCGUCGCACACAUUUUCACACGGCAACAACAACUUUAUUGGAGAUGUGAUGAAAAUACGAAGCGAACAUUUUUGUUUUGUCUCGUUCAAUCACGCCGUGUGUGUGUGUGUGUGUUGUGUCGAAAACUUGUUUAGUGUCUUUUGCGGACCCCGUUCGGAAAGAAAAUAGCCAAAACUAGCGAACAAUUGUUGGUAGGGCGGGAAAAAUUAUAAUAUUAUUAUUUUUCGUUUUUUCUUUCAGACGGAAUUUAUUUGUUUGAUCAAAGUGGUACGACUGUGUCAACGCGUUUUCGUGCUGUUUUGUGCGUUCGUGCGGAAGAGUCCGGGACUUCCUCAUUUCUUCGUUAUUUGCCGAGUUCAGCUUUUUUUUCUUUUCCCUCCAUCCAGACACACACACACAUCCGAAAAACCAAACACGAGACUGUGAAACAAACAUUUCAACUAGUCUUUAAUUUGUUUUUUUUUUAACGCAAAUUCAUUAAUACAAAACUACUGAAGAAAUUGAGGCCGCCAACGAGUGACCCAAGACCGGCGCCAAAAUAGCCACCGUCCGCUAUGACAACUCGGAUAUAGCAGCAGCGAGUGCCUACGGUAAAAUGACCAUGGAUGAAUUUCAUCCAUUCAUCGAGGCGCUGCUGCCUCACGUAAAAUCGUUCUCGUACACGUGGUUCAACCUGCAGGCGGCCAAACGCAAGUACUUUAAGAAACACGAAAAGCGGAUGUCGCUCGAAGAAGAGCGUCGCUGCAAAGAAGAGCUUCAGAACGAGAAACCUGAGGUGAAGCAAAAGUGGGCCAGCCGCCUGCUGGGCAAACUGCGCAAAGACAUCACGCAGGAAUGCCGUGAAGAUUUUGUGCUGAGCAUCACGGGCAAGAAGCCGGCCAUGUGCGUCCUAUCCAAUCCGGACCAAAAAGGCAAAAUGAGACGCAUUGAUUGCCUCAGACAAGCUGAUAAGGUUUGGCGAUUAGAUUUGGUGAUGGUCAUCCUGUUCAAAGCCAUUCCGCUGGAGAGCACGGACGGCGAACGGCUGGAGAAGUCGCCCGACUGCCUCCAUCCGGGCCUCUGUGUCAAUCCCUAUCACAUCAACGUUUCGGUCAGAGAAUUGGACCUUUACUUGGCCAACUUUAUCAACAGCCAUGGAGCAGAAACGCUGAGCGGGAUCUGUGAUACGGGCGACAAGGUGGACGACGAUCGAAAUUUGAAAGGGUACACUCAUAAUCCGUACAAUGGAGUCAUCUACAACGACACCAUUUUGGCGACAGGUGUCUUCUCGUCCAAGGAACUGUGGCGGCUCUCCAAAACAGCGUCAAUAAUGCAGGGCUCCAACGGUCUACAGCCGCCGUUGAACGCCAUCAAGAUCGAAGCUCCGUCCUAUUAUUGCAACAGCUACACGCCACCGGCUCCCGAUCAUUCGACAUCGAUGCUGCAAGGAGCUGGCGCUUACAGUCCUCUGUCUCUGCAUCGCAAUUCGCAGAGCCCGAUCGACCCGCGCGGAGGCAACGGCCAUCAGCACAAGCGGCUCAGGCGGAUGAGUUCGACCGAGGACGACAUGCACGACGUUUCGUCGCAAGGUGGCACCACUGGAGGGACUUCGUCGAGCAUCAUCAUCCGCGGCGGUGGCGGCGGAGGAGGACAGGGCAGCAGCGACAAGGCCAUCCCCUCCGCGGCCGAUUUGAGUUAUUACGGACACCAGAGUCCCAAUUCUCUGUCCAAUCAGACGUCGUGGCACUCGGAAAUGGAUCACGGUGCCGGCAAUGCGAGUCAUGUCGGUCAAUCGAUUACGACCAUCCCCAUCCCAGCCACAUCCUCCACCUCCUCCACGUCUUCCUCGUCUGCAACAUCUUGCAACAACAACAACAACGCGACGUCGCCACAGUCGCCACCGUCAGCCUUGUCGUCCGUCUCCAGUUCCGGCGGCUCAAAAACGCUCAAGAUUGAGCCGGAAAGUAACGGCGGAUCGGCCGGUGGCGGCAGUGGGACGGUCCGACCUUCGUCGGCCGAUGAGGGCGCCAUCAUCUCUAGUCACGAUGGCCGGCAAUUGGCCAGCCCUCACCAACACCAUCAGCACCAUCACCAACAUCAUCAUCAACAACACCAUCACCAACAUCAUCUGCAAAACAACGGCAGAGACGGUUUGCAACACGGAUCGGUGGUGUCGCUAGCCGCUUCUAGCUACUACGGUCACGAUCAGGGACUGGUGGUGGCGACGCAGCACGGCGGCUCGGGCGGAGGCAACGGUGUCAGCGGCAACGGUGGACCUCACUCUCCCGGCAAGUACCAAGAGAACGGCCACGAUACUUUCUCCGAUUUUGUCACGCUCGUCUGCCAAGAAGCGCAAAACACUCAGAACGCACAGGUUCAGGCGGGAUCUUCGCGUGGCUCCAUGAAGCUUUCAUCCUCAUCUUAUUAUGCUACCAGCAUGUUACCGCCCCCUCCGCCACCGGUAAUGGCCCGUCCGGUGGCCAUCAUCCGCUCAACAGACAUGACCAACUCUCCGCCGCCUUCGGUGACGCCACCUCCUCUAGGCGUCGGUGAUAAUAAUGCGUCGUCGUCGAGCGGUGGCGGCGGCGGCAAUCGAGGGCCGCCUCUCAGUCCGACGUCGAUUGGAUCCAACGGCGGGUCCGACUCUCAAGUGCUGCAACACGGCCGGGGCGGCAGUGGCGGCUCGAGCUCCGGCGGCCCCGUCUCGUCGGCCGGCUCGUCUUCGUUCGGCUCCGGGCGUGACUACACAUUUUCUCACUUGCACGCACAAUCCGGACAGUUAUUCACGUAUACGAACAUUGGACCGGUGGGUGGCAUGUCGGGCGUGAUCAGCCCGACGAAUUUGAGUUUGUUUUCUUCGUCGCCGUCGAGCGGAGGAAGUGGCGGCAAUAACCAAUCGCCUCGUACCAUCACGCCCAAUCAGCAACAUCACUCGAACCAACAACAGCGCACCGGAGGCGGCAACAACUCGUCUCAACAGCAACAGCAGCAGCAACAACAACAACAACAGCAGUCUGUCUCGCGCUGGAACACGGGCUCGUUUAUAGCGCUGGACGACAACAUGGACUACGGCAUGAUGUCGCCGCUCAUUUCGUCUGCUGGCAAUCAAGUGGUGGACCAGCAAGGACCCAACGGUCCCGGCUCACUUAUGGAUGACGGUAUUCAAUAUCUUGCGUCACGCUCUCAUUCACCCACUCGAUUGGCUCCUUAGGCAAUUUCUCUCUCACUCUCUCACGGGGUCAGCUCCCCCGCCCCCCCUCUCAACGUUUUAAAAGACAACGAAAGACAACACAAAGGGAUGAAUCGAUAAUAAUUUAUCGUUAUGCAAUUUUGUGGGAUCCUGAUAAAAGUUGCGUUUACUACUUGUAUCAUAGCGAGAAAUGAGAUGCAAAAUGAAUGCGGGCAACGCCCCAUAACCAGGUCGUCUCUGGUUUGGGUAAGAAUUUUUUUUUUUUUUUUUUUUUUACAGUGCAGCUAUAUUAUUUAAAUUAUAUAUAUAUAUAUAUAUAUACAUAUAUAUAUACAUGUAAAACAGGUUUGUUUGUUUGUUUUUUUCGUUAUCUUUCUACACACAACACAAAAUGACAACAAUAACCUCCCUUUUUGCUCUCGCGUCUCUCACUCACUUAAAAGGUUGUGGUGGCUCUCAUUUAAUUAAAAAAAAAAAACAUUUUCAAAUUAAGUGAAUAGUAAAAUUAAUUUAACAAUUUAAAUAAAUGCCAGAAAACUUAUAUAUUUUUAGUGGGGGUAUUUUUCCCUUGUAUUUUUUUGUUUUUUUUUUUUUUAGUCGCAAUUUUUAUUUAAUGACGUUUAAAAAUGGAAUUAGAAAGACGUAAUGCGAGUUGAAUUUUGUUGCCGCGGGCAAAAUAAAACAAAAAAAAGGGGGGAGAAAUUGUGAAAUGAAAAAUGUCGCAGCGCCAAACCAAAAUUGAUUUAGUUAUUUGUCGAAAUCAAAUUCUUUCUUGUCAAACAACAAUGUGCGGAGAUUAUAAACAAAAAACACACACACAAUUUACACACACACACGCGCGCCGUUGUAGGAGCCAAUAAGCGAGUGCCAUUACGAUUUUUUCUUAGUGAAAAAAAAAAAAAGUCCUUGAUUACAAUUUUUUUUUAAAUUUGAUUGGGCGUCAAUGAAUGUUAAACCAUUUGUUAGUCGUCGAUUAUUUAAAAAAAAAAAAGCUCCCUCACCCAAAUCCCCCCAAUUUUGUGCGCGUGCUUCCAAAACAAAAACAAAAAAUGGAUUAUGUCAAAAUGUUUUUAUUGGUUGUAAUCUCUUGCUGAUUAUCUGCUCUUUUAUUUUGUUCAUUUUUUUUUUUUUUUGUGUGUUCAUUUUUGCGAUUUUUUUUUUUAGAAGGGGGGAGUCUUCUGUGGCUGUUGUUUAGUGACACACACACACACACACAUAUUUUUCGGUUUAUUUUUGCUGUGAUUAGUUUGAACGUCAUCCGCGUUCAAAAGAUUUGAAAAAAAAAACAAAAUGUUUCGUCUCUUUUUGACAAGAAAAAGUCGUUGACGUUCGUGUGUGUGUGUGUGUGUCGCUCCAAGAGAGUAAUUACAAACAAACAAAAAAACACGUAGCAAUAAUAAUUUUUAUUUUUCGUGCUGGAUGGAAGAAGACAGAAGAAGAGUAUAGUGUUGUUGCAUAUAAUAGCCUCUUAACAGCAAAACAAAUAAAAAAAUUUAAUAAAAAUUUAGGCCUUCAUGUAAAUGAGAUAUUUAUACAAGAUAGAUGCCAUUUUUCUUUUUUUUCUCUUCUGACAUUAAUUUUAUUCUUUUCAAUUAUUCUCUCGUCCUCACUGUUGUCGUUGAUUCUUUUCUUUAGCCAACACAAUUGCAAGAAAAACUAAUUGGACUAAUUAAAAAUAGCCUUACAAUAUUGACGCGCACGGAUUUUAAUUUAAAAACACAUGACCAUGAAAUAAAAUUUAAAACCAUCACAUUAAAAAAAAAACUGAAACUGGUUAGAAGCAAAUAGAACAUUAAACAGGACGUUUACAUCCGUUAAUUAACGUUAAAUAACAAAAAAAAAACGCUCAUUUCUCGAUACCGUGCCUGUAGGUUAGAAAUUGAAGGCGAUGAAAAGGAGGGAAAGAAAAACUUAAUUUAUUUGAUUUCAAUUUUUCUCAAAUUUUCCUUUUCUUCCGUGUUUAAACAAAAACAUACAAAACAAAUUCAUCGAUAAACAUAAAAAAAAAAAAAAGAAAUACAAUUUUGCGUGUGGGUUCUUCACCAAAGUGCUUCUAUUCUAUUAGACAAAACUUAUUGAUUUCGUCCAGAACAACAACAGCCAAUGAGAGAAAACGACAACACAAUUAUUUUGUUAGUGUAUUUUUCAUGUGUAUACUACGCUACAUUAUAUUUUGGCAUUUUUCUAGAGGGCGUCUUCCAUAUUUGGUUGAUGUUAAUAAUUCGUCCCGUUUUCUUUUCACGUUUCUGUUGUUUUUGUUUUGUGUUUCAAUCACGCAAUACUUUGUGUCAAAGCGCAAUAAGGUGCAAAUAAUCGUAGUCGCCUUCCAAGCCUAAAGGCAAAAGAGAAACGAAGUAAUGUAAACCGCCCCUUCUUUCUUUGUAAUAAGAUGAACGAUGUAAUUAUUAUUGUGUAAUUAGUUCGUGAAAAAUCAGAAGGGGGUCGUAGAAGUUGGAUGAAAUGUUUCUACUACUAUUCUACUAAUAACAUGGUGUAACGGGGCGUUUAAUUUCUAGGUACAAACAGGCAGGAUAAUAGAAUUUUUUCGCAAACGAUGGUAUGUUCAUUUUUCUUGUUUCAACUUGUCCAACUUUCAAUGGCUAUCACGUUUUUUUUUUUUUAUUAUUCUGUAAUUCGCCCAUUUUUUUUUUUCGAAAUCUUUUCGGUAACGGUUGAUUCUUUUCGUGAUUAUCGCAAAAAAACAACAGAGAAUCGAGAAACAUAAAAAGCUAAUUAACCAAGAAGAGAAAAGAAAAAGGUUUGGCUGUUUUGGGUCAUCACAGCACACGUCAAGAUUAUCAUUAUGUUUAUUAGAUGCCAAAGUCGGAGGGGAAAUAAAGUAUAUAUACCUAGCCUAAUAAGGACCGCUAAAUAAUAUGCAAAUGUGUGUGUCUUGUUGUUGUUGUAGCAUGUAUUAUUCAAAUGCCGAGUAAAAAAAAAAAAAAAAAACCGCGCGCGCCCAUCAGUAUAAUAAAACGUAUGUCUGUUUGUUGCUAUUGUUUGUGUGUGUGUCUCCUUUUUCGUGUGUGCCCGCGAUUGUAGACAAAUUUAUUCAAAAAUUUUAAAAAUAUACAGUGCAAAAAGGUAAAAA